Messenger RNA from Lepisosteus oculatus (spotted gar), 5415 nucleotides. The record is from RefSeq and is a predicted model, not a curated record. NCBI's taxonomy places the organism in Eukaryota, Metazoa, Chordata, Actinopteri, Semionotiformes, Lepisosteidae.
AGCGUCGUGUGCGUGAUGACGACGCCUACGCGCGGGGACGUGGGCACGCUACGUCCCGUUGAGGGAAAGAGGAGGAGAAGAGCGAAAGAUGGCGACCUCAAACAAUCCGCGGAAAUUCAGCGAGAAAAUCGCUUUACAUAACCAGAAGCAGGCCGAGGAGACUGCGGCUUUCGAGGAGGUGAUGAAGGACCUGAGCAUCACCAGAGCGGCGCGGCUGCAGCUACAGAAGACCCAGUAUCUGCAGCUCGGACAGAACCGCGGACAGUACUAUGGAGGGUCUCUGCCCAACGUCAACCAGAUUGGCAGCAGCACCAUUGACCUUCCCUUUCAGACACCGUUUCAGACGACCGGGCUGGACACCAGUCGGACGACCCGGCACCAUGGCCUGGUGGACCGGGUCUAUCGCGACCGGAACCGCAUCAGCUCGCCUCACCGUCGCCCGCUGUCGGUGGACAAGCACGGGCGCCAGAUUGACAGCUGUCCCUAUGGCUCGGUGUACUUGUCACCACCACCUGACACCAGCUGGAGAAGGACUAAUUCUGAUUCCGCUUUGCAUCAGAGUACUAUGAACCCCACUCCACAGGACGGUUUUUCGGGGGGCUCACAAGACUUGCAGCCGAAGAGAGUUCUUCUUCUAACAGUGCCAGGCACAGACGAGCAGGAAUCUGAGGCGGACAAAAACCUCCAGAAUCAAAUCUGGGAUAAUAAAAAGAAUGCGUCAGCAAGGCCGAAGUCUUGUGAAGUCCCAGGAAUCAAUAUAUUUCCGUCACCUGACCAGGAAACUACCACGUCUUUGAUUCCAGCUGCGCACAACACGGGGGGCUCCCUGCCCGACCUGACAAACAUCCAGUUCCCCCCGCCCCUGCCUACUCCCCUGGACCCCGAGGACGCCUCCUUCCCCGCGCUGAGCGCCUCCAACAGCACCGGCAACCUAGCGGCCAACCUCACCCACCUGGGCAUCAGCACCGCCAGCCAAGGUGUCCCUACAUCACAAGCCGGCAUGACUGGGGCAGCUCAGCGCAGGCAGCAGACGGUGGUCCCACUGACCCUCAACACAGACUCCCGACGGCAGCAGACACAGCAGCUGUCUCCCACCCUCUCUCCUCCUCUGACCCUUGCACAGGCGGUGACGAUGGAAGCGCUGACCCUGGAGCAGCAGCUCCCACCCUACUCCUUCUUCUCUCAGCCCACGUCGCCGACGCAGACGCAGCACCAACAACAACAACAACAACAACAGCAGCAGCAGCAGGGCUCUGGCCUGCCCAGGCUCGUGCAGCUGCCGCCCCUGUCCGUGUCAACUGCCUCCACCCUGCCCCAGUCCCCCCCAGGCAACCAGACGCAGACCUCUGUGGGCAUCGAUAUCAAUUCGGCCGCCCUCCAGCAGUACCGCAGUAGUGCUGGGUCCCCUGCCAACCAGUCUCCCACUUCUCCUGUCUCCAAUCAAGGCUUCUCUCCUGGUGGCUCUCCUCAACACACAUCAAUCCUUGGCAGCGUUUUUGGGGAUUCUUUCUAUGACCAGCAGCUUGCAUCCAGACAAACGAACGCACUGUCCCACCAGCUGGAACAGUUCAAUAUGAUUGAAAACCCCAUCAGCUCCAGUAACCUGUACAGCCAGUGCUCGACUCUGAACUACUCGCAGGCCGCGAUGAUGGGGCUCACCGGCAGCCACGGCAGCCUGCAGGACCCCCAGCAGCUGGGCUACGGCAACCACAGUAACAUCCCCAACAUCAUCCUGACAGUCACGGGGGAGUCUCCGCCCAGCCUGUCCAAGGAGCUGACCAACUCCUUAGCCGGGGUCGGCGACGUCAGCUUCGACGCCGACUCCCAGUUCCCCCUGGACGAACUGAAAAUCGACCCCUUGACUCUGGACGGGCUGCACAUGCUGAACGACCCGGACAUGGUGCUGGCUGACCCCGCCACGGAGGACACGUUUCGGAUGGACAGGCUGUGAGGAGGGCCGGCCGUUCGUGGAGGAAUGGGGAGCCACGCAGCAACACACACGUCCCCACCCCCACCCCCUGCCCCAACUUACGCCAACUCCUGCCCCUACCCCUGAGGCCCUGCCGGGACGAGCAGCCAAACCGAUUGGUCAGUGACGUGCUGCUCCAUGCUGUGGGGGAAGAGGGGGAGAGGAGAACUGCAGCACUGACAGGUCCAAUGAUAUUAAGCUUGUUGUUCUGAGCUUGUAAUGCCAACUGCGCCCACUGUACGCUUAUGCCAUGCGCCCCUUGUCGCGGCUGACAGCUGAGGUUUCUUCGGCAGCCUCCUCCAGACUUUCCUUCAACACCUGCUGCAGGUUGUCAAUUUUUUUUUAUUUUCCUUGGUAUUUUAUAAAGCUCGUAUCUGGUCAUCUUAAACAAGGUAGUGUAUUUAAAAAGAAAACAAGGGGGCUGAAGCACUACACCCAUCUUAAUCGCCGUUUAAUAUUAACGCCGUGUUGUCUGAGUCAUGGCUGCAACGCGGUUUUCUUCUGUCAUGUCUUACUUUCGCUACACUAGAUUCCCUUUCCUUUAACUUACCAUCUCGGUCAUCUUUUUCCUCAAAAGCCAGAAUGCGUGAUUAUCAGCAACCAGUGUUUCUAGUGUCCCUUUUCUCUCUCUGUUUGUCCUUUUGUUUGUUCUGGAAUUGACCAGCAUUCACUGCCUGUUUUUGUACCCUGCCAAAUUGUACUUAUAGUUUUAGUAGGCGCGUUUUUCUUUUUAUAUAUGUAUAUAGUUCUUUUUUUUAAUUUCAGUUUUGUAUUUAUUUAAAAUCUACCAGCACUGGUCAAGUUUUCUGUUUUCGUUCUUUGAAUUUUUUUUAAACACAAGGAGUAAUAACCCUCCCCAUUCUAAAUGGUUUUGGGUUCCUGAGGUAUUGUUCAGUUGCUAGUGUGUGACUAUUGCUUUUAUCUCCAUAGAGUUGUCUUUGCUCAUCUAGCUUUCUGUGCCACCUACAGUACAGUAUGUUCUCUGUAGGGCUGCUGGGCUCGGCUGUCCGGGAAGACCCUAGGGGUAGAGCUACUCUUUCUCGGGAUCGUGAGGAGCUGGCUGAGGUGGCUUGGGCAUCUGGUGAGGGGACCUCCUGCUGGAGGUGUACUGGGCACAGCCCACUGGGGAGACAGACCCAGGACACGCUGGAGGGACUCUGGCCUGGGAGCCCCUGGGUGCCCCCCAGGAGGGUGUGGAGGCUGUUGCUGGGGAACAGGUCCUGCCCCACUCAGCCUGUUGCCACCACGACCCCCGCCAGGCCCGAGCGCUUACAAAAUGAGAUGAGAGCAGAUUUAUUUCAAUGUUUGAUCUGACUCGGCGUAGUCGCCCCUUACUGGCAGGAACUGAUGACGGCGAAAUGCCGAGGUUUCAAACAUUCUCCACGUAUAUCACGUCUUUGCACAGAGAAGUCCCUGUAUGUACACACCAGACGCGCAGCACAACACUUUGGUUACUCUACAGAGCUAAUAUAUAAACAAUAUUUUAUAUACUGUUUUUUAUUUUCUUCGUAAAUGGCAGAUAUCCCGUUUCAGUCUGAAGGCGCAUCACCGUGCCACAGCACACCACCUGAGAAACCCUGGCCUCAAAGAGAACCAGACUACUUUCCACCCGCUCAGAUUGUUUUUGUUUUUCCAAAUGAGGUCAAAUGGAAAAUAUAUGUCUCUGUAGCAUUUGUGACAGAUUCUCAGACUUUUAAAAAAAAAAAAAAAGGAUGUGGACAUUAUGGGAUCACUUCAUUCUUCUUUGAGGUGGAAAAACAAAAUGUGAAAAUGGGGGGAAAAAAAACACUGCAACCAGCAAGCCAACUCCAGCGCAUCACUGUGAGAUCACCCCAGAUUGCCUUACAUGAGUCAGGUUCUCUUUUCAAUUGUCCAUUAGCUCGUGAAUAUGAAGAAGUAUCUCCUGAAUGUUUUUGUGCUCUGUUUUUAGAAACCCCCAGGAAGAGUAUCGUUUGUGCCCACGCUUUGUUGUGCAGCACAGACCUGCGCCCCCUGUUCUGACUUCCACCACUCCUUUCACAUUGUAAUUCCUUGGGUAUUGUAGCCAGAGCCUCCAAGCUAACAGGUGUAGUGGGAGGUUUACUACUCCUUGAGGGUGCGGGAUGCCUUUUUCUGGGUGGCUUGUUUUCAUUUUUAUUUCUUUGUCUUUUGGCACCUCCCAAAUUCAGGCCAAUCUGGCAGAAAGAAGUUCUGGCGCUUGUCCAGUUGGGACACAGCUGAGCAGUGAGUCCUGUUCCAUCGUUGAUUCUUGUGGCUUUGUUUCCUGUUAUGUCACAUACCUAGGGGGGGCAGGGUAAUUAUUAACCUUUUGCUCAAGUGCAGUGUGAAGUUCAUAUCAAGUGUAUUUGGAAUUAUGUAUAUACUAGGCAAGCCAAGUUUUUUUCUAAGACUAACAUGACCACAAAAAACAUUUUCCAUUCAGAUUCAGUGAAAUAGGUUUGGAUCAUAAGGGAUGUUUUUCAAACUUUCUAGCAUGAUGCUAUCACUUACAUUUCCCCUACUGUUAGACCUGUAUGUACAAAGUUGUGCAAAAGUCUUAAGAGUAAAUCAGGAGUUAGAGCUGAUGUAUGUUGUGAGGAUCAAUAAUUACUAGAAGCCUCUGCUAACGUUAUGCACACUAUUAUAACAGCAGCAUCUGUUAUUAAUAUCAUUUAAUUUGGGUGAGAACAAACCAGGCUUUUAGGUUUUGCAGUCUUGAAUUCACAUUGCUCACCUUCAAAAUAAUUACAACAGUUUAAGGCAUAAAUAUAACCGAUGCAUUGUCAGGUGUUCCUUAUUGUUAACGUCAUUUGAUCUUCUCGUCUCAUUGAUAAAACUAGUAGCAUAUUUUGUGCUGCAGAAUACAGAUCUGUUCAGAUCCAAUGUUAGUUUAAAAGGUUGAAAACAUUUAGUAGAUGAUCACCAAGAAGGAAAAACGUGAAAAUAGUAAAAGAUGCAUACUAAGACUUUUGUACAGCCAUGUAUGUAUAUAUGUAUAAAUCAAGAUGUGAUUUUCAUAUUUUCCUUAUACUGAAUACUGCUGUCUUGAAUAGAGAUCCCUGGCAGAAAUAAAUACUGGUUGUAGAUCCGUUGCAUGAUGUUUAAAUAUGAUAAGGCUCCUAAUAUGUAAUAGUUUAAGUUUUAAUCAGUUGAUUAGUCAUUUAGCUUCGGUGGCUUAUUGACUAAUCAGUGGCUUGAAAAGGCCUCCUCAGCUUGGAGGCAGAAGUAUUAAAUGAUAUGAACCCCCCUCUGACUUGGGAAUGUUGUCAAUAGUGGAUCAUUGGUGAAGUGAUCAGUUUGGGAAAACAAGACAAUUAUCACAUAUCUGGUGUGAUGAGUGAACAGUUGUUAACCUGGGCCAAAUUUCAAUAUGCAGAUUGCCAUUUGGUCGAAAGCACUACCUGUUUUUGUGGAAGAACAGAAAUAAUGCAAACUUUGCUGGAGCAGAAGCGCCUUAUACCUGUCCC